AUGAUCCAGCAGCAGCUGAGACAGCUCCUGCCAGAGCCAGAAGUGGCUUCUUCUGCUGCCCUCAGCCUUCUCUGUGGCUCAGCGGUGGCCGUGGUAGUCUGGAAGUGGCUGGGUGAAAGGCAGAUCCAGCAGAAAAUGGAAGAGGCUCAGAGGACCCGGGAGGAAGGUGUGAAGAAAAUGGCAAAGGCUGUCCGGCAGUUCAGGGAGCAGGUCCCCAGUGUCCAGACAGAUGCCAUCCUGUCCCUACCCCUGCUGGAACUUGCUGGGAGAUUACAGGAAGGGUCCUUGUCCCCCAGGACUGUCCUCUACACCUACAUAGAGAAGGCCCUGGAAGUGACCCAGCAGACAAACUGCGUGCGACAUUUUAUCCCAGAGUGUGAGGAGCAGCUCCAGGAAAUACAAGGGCAGAAGGAGAAAGGGCUUCUCUACGGCAUCCCUGUCAGCAUCAAGGACCACAUCGGCCACAAGGGCCAACUGUCAACCUGUGGGCUUGUGCAAUACCUGGGCACUCCAGAGCAGGAGGACAGCGUACUAGUCAAGGUUUUGAAGAGACAGGGGGCCAUCCCAUUCGCUAAGACCAACGUGCCGCAAUCCCUCUUCAACUACGACUGCAGUAAUACCAUCUUUGGCCAGACCCUGAACCCCCUCAACCACCAGAAGACCCCCGGAGGCUCCUCAGGAGGGGAGGGAGCUCUGAUUGCAGGGGGAGGCUCCAUCCUGGGCAUCGGCUCAGACGUUGGUGGCAGCAUCCGCCUGCCGUCCAGCUUCUGCGGGCUGUGCGGGCUCAAACCCACAGCCAAAAGGCUCAGCCUGUCUGGAGUGAAUGGCCCAGUCAAUGGGAUCCUGUCAGUUCCCUCUGCGCUGGGGCCGAUGGCGAGAGAUGUGGACAGCCUGGCCCUCUGCAUGAAGGCACUGCUCUGCGAGGAGAUGUUCCGGCUGGACCCCACCGUGCCCCCCAUCCCCUUCAACGAGGAGGUGUACUCAAGCUCUGCUCCUCUGCGGGUCGGGUACUACGACACCGAUGGCUACUUCCCGCUGCCUCCUUGCAUGCGCAGGGCGGUGCAUGAGACCAGGGAGGCUCUGCAGGCAGCAGGGCACAAGCUGGUGCCCUUUUCUCCACUUCGGAUCCACUAUGUUAUGACUGAACUGUUUUUGAAGACAUUUUUUGCUGAUGGAGGCCGUGCUUGGUUGGAUGAGUUCACAGGAAAUAUUGUAGAUCCAAGCUUAAAACCACAGGUGACUUGCUACAAGAUCCCAAGGCUGGCGAAGAAGCUGCUGGCUCUGAUUCUUAAACCUCUGUUUCCCCGCCUGGCUGACUAUCUGAAUGCCUUGUGUGGAAUGAGGUCAGUGAAUGAGCUGUGGAAUCAACAGCAUCAAAUAGAGGCGUACCGCUCGGAAUUCAUCACCCAGUGGAGGGAACUCCACCUCGACGUCGUGCUGUGCCCUGUCCUAGGGCCUGCCUUCACCGUGGGAUUCCCAGGGAAACUCCUCCCUGCCGUCUCCUCCACAAUGCUGUACAACGUCUUGAACUUCCCCGCUGGGGUCGUGCCCGUCAGCGUGGUGACAGAAGCUGAUGAGGAAGAACUGAAGCUUUACCGAGGAUGCUGCGAUGACUCCUGGGACAGGACACUGAAACAGGCUGUGGCAGGAGCCGUGGGGCUGCCCGUGGCCGUGCAGUGCGUGGCCUUGCCGUGGCAGGAGGAGCUGUGCCUGCGCUUCAUGAAGGAGGUGGAGACCCUCAGCCGUGGGAAGGGAGCAGCGUAGCCUCUGCAGUCCCACCUCUGCAGGGCCAGAGGCAGCCAAGACAUAAACAGGACAGCUCUGCAUCAGCUUCCCCUUUCGCAAUCUGAAGUGCAUAGAUUCCAGCAAGGAGGGAAGGAGGAAAGAAAAUGCAUUUCCUGCCUUUCUUCCUGCUGACAAGCACAGAUCCUGUAAAGGACACAGCAGUUUCCUCCGUAGGCAUUAAAAGGACUGUAAAUCUGCCUCACUGUCCUCUGUCUUGGCUGAGACACUGCCGGAUUCAUCUCUAAACAGCUCAGCAGCUCAUGCAGAGACCAAAACAUCAACAUAAAUCCUCCAGCACUUCAUCACACAAACCCUUCACAACACCAAACUCCUUUGUUGGAAGGAAACCCUGUCUUGCCUGCAUCACAUUCUUCCUUAG
This is a messenger RNA of Cygnus atratus (black swan), 2164 nucleotides long. RefSeq names its product vitamin D3 hydroxylase-associated protein-like. The record is from RefSeq and is a predicted model, not a curated record. The transcript has 15 exons. Gene Ontology annotation, molecular function: amidase activity; fatty acid amide hydrolase activity. Bases 1 to 1764 code for a protein of 587 amino acids. Gene Ontology annotation, biological process: fatty acid catabolic process. Lineage: Eukaryota; Metazoa; Chordata; Aves; Anseriformes; Anatidae.